Messenger RNA from Dothidotthia symphoricarpi CBS 119687, 1249 nucleotides. RefSeq names its product Zn-dependent exopeptidase. Gene Ontology annotation, molecular function: metalloexopeptidase activity. Lineage: Eukaryota; Fungi; Ascomycota; Dothideomycetes; Pleosporales; Dothidotthiaceae. The record is from RefSeq and is a predicted model, not a curated record. Gene Ontology annotation, biological process: proteolysis. The coding region runs from base 272 to 1102 and encodes 276 amino acids. The transcript has a single exon.
GACGCGUUGGGUGACUGAGGAUGAGAAGUGGGCGCUUCGUCGUGUAUGUAUCCAUCUAGUACUUGGAUAAGACGCGCCUAAGUGCGCGAAGGCCUGUUGAAAGCAGACUUCUGACUUGUUGUAGCAAGACAUCAACUUCUUCGACAUCACUCACAGUGAAGACUUGAGCACUCUCAGCGCAGAGAUCAGCGCCAAGAAAGUGACUUUCCCCUCGAAGACUGCACACAACGAAACUGUCUUCCCUCUCAUCAAGAAGCUUGAGAAGGAGAACAUGCGCAAGCACCUCGAGGUGUUUACUGCUUUCCACACUCGAUACUACAAGUCCAAAUACGGAGUGGAAUCUUCAGCGUGGCUUCUUGAGCAGGUCAGAAGUACGCUUUCGGACGCAGGUGCUGUCAACGCGUCUGUGAAGGCAUUCCCACAUCCCUGGGGACAGGCAUCCAUUAUUGCCACGAUUCCAGGCAAGAGUGAGAAGACGGUUGUCAUCGGUGCUCAUCAGGACAGCAUCAACCUCUUCCUCCCUUCCAUCCUGGCUGCGCCAGGCGCAGACGACGACGGAAGUGGAACCGUCACUAUCCUUGAAGCCCUGCGCGUACUUCUUCAGAGCAAGGACAUUCUUGAGGGCGAGGCGUCCAACACAGUCGAGUUCCACUGGUAUUCUGCAGAAGAAGGUGGUCUUCUUGGCUCGCAGGCCAUUUUCCAAACAUACCAGAAGGAGGGUCGAGAUGUGAAGGCAAUGCUGCAGCAGGACAUGACCGGCUACGUACAGAAGACACUUGACGCAGGCGAGCCAGAAUCUGUAGGCGUCAUCACUGACUUUGUCGACCCUGGCCUCACCGAGUUUAUCAAAGAGGUCAUCACCGAGUACUGCGACAUCCCGUACAUUUUGACCAAGUGCGGUUAUGCCUGCUCCGACCACGCCAGCGCUUCCAAGGCCGGAUACCCUUCAGCUUUUGUCAUUGAGUCUGACUUCAAGUACUCGGAUAACAAGAUUCACACGACGGAAGACAAGAUCGAGUAUCUUAGCUUCGACCACAUGCUUCAACAUGCGAAGUUGACCCUCGGGUUGGCAUACGAGCUUGCAUUUGCAGAGUUCAAGUAAAUUGCGUUGGGUGGCGAAACCGAAGUGGCUGUAUCGUAAGAGAAUGGACGAGAUUACGUUUAGUUGACGUUGGGUUUUGUUUGGUGGGAGCUUGUUUGAUAGGUGUUACUGUAAAGUAUCAUUAAUGACAAUCAUAGUAAUAUGUUG